Messenger RNA from Cajanus cajan (pigeon pea), 582 nucleotides. Its product is annotated as AT-hook motif nuclear-localized protein 17. Gene Ontology annotation, cellular component: nucleus. Gene Ontology annotation, molecular function: DNA-binding transcription factor activity; minor groove of adenine-thymine-rich DNA binding. The record is from RefSeq and is a predicted model, not a curated record. Lineage: Eukaryota; Viridiplantae; Streptophyta; Magnoliopsida; Fabales; Fabaceae.
AUGAACACCAUUCCCAUGAUGUCCCUCUCCUCCUCGGACUCCGACUCCCUCGCCUUGUUCCAGCACCAACUCACGCCACCCGCCGGAAAGAGGCAGCGCGGCAGGCCCGCGGGCUCCAAAAACAAGCCCAAGCCCAACGCCCUCCCCACAACCAAGCCCGCCGCCGCCGACGAGUCCGCCAAGUUCGUCCUCAUCGACGUGCCCCAGGGCGCAGACGUGAUCGAGUCCAUCGUGGAGUUGGCUCAACGCGAGCAGGUGAGCGUGACCAUCCUCAACGGCAGCGGCGCCGGCGCCAGCGUCACCCUCCAGCACGCGCCGCGUGGCUCCACCACCUUCACGCUCCAUGGACCCUUCUCGCUGGUCUCCUUCAGCGGCACCUUCGUUUACGGCGGCGGAGAUGGAGACUCUCCUCCCCCUCGCAUGGACUUCGGAGUGAACCUCAGCAACCCCGAGGGCCAGAUCUUCGGCGGCGUCGUCCGCGGCAGAGUCGUCGCCGGAGAGGACGUUAAGCUCACCGUCUCCACCUUCAAGGAUCCCGAGGUUUACAAGUUUCGGUCCGAGAAUGGUGAAGCAAGUUACUGA